AACACCGAUUGUUCCUUCCCAGGCCGGCUUCGAUAAUCGUCGACACUGUUACUGGCUCACCAGUGAGUUCAGGAUCAUCUUCUUACCCCAUAUCUCUCAUCCAUAUGGGUGGCUUUCCGCACUAAACGAGACGUCGAGACAUCAUUUGUAACACACUUCCUAAUUUCAAACUACAUAACACGCCUCCAUGGUUUUCUUCUCUGACUUUCUCCCGAAAUUAGACCAACCCCGCUCGACAACAAGCCAGCCCCACGUGUCUGGGGACGCUUACGAACAGCUUCGAUGUAAUAGUACCCAUGUGCUUUUCUCACCUCUCGGGCCACUGCCUAGCCGCAGGUCUUCAUUUCCUCCUUCUGGCGCUGCGGGAGCAUUCUCCGGCUCUCUGCGUGGCGUUGAAUCGCCGAAAUUUGGGGCGAUUGGGCCCAACCGGCGGCCUGGUCCACCGGGCGAAUAUGUGUGGCGAACUGAACUAGACGAGUAUAAUUCUAGUGUGGGAGCCGUCACUAUUCCUCAGAAUCGCCUGUGGUCAAGGUUCGGCCUGGAGGAUGGAACCAGCGGAUCGAGGGGCAGGAGAGCGUCCUCUUCUAUCCUCACAAACGCGGCUGGACUCAGGAUCUGCAGAGAGUGUAAGCAAACAGGGAGAUAUAAGGACGGAAAGUGCAUCGAAAAAUGGGGUCCAGGACCUGCCGGUCCUGGCACCGUCUGUGAUCGGUGCCGGAAACGCAUGAAGAGAUCCCAACAAAGAAUCGCAGAAGCAGAGGCAACGCUCGCAAUGAUGUCCCAUACUUCGUUUGGUCAUUCACAACCCAAUUUUCACACGCUGCAGCAUCCCGAGCAGCCUAGCGCGCCACCAGCUAUGCCUGAGAUGAGUGGACACCUCCCAUGUCCGGACGUCACAGGCAACGAAUUACCCCGUGCCUACAUGCCAUCGGCCUCAACAAGCACAGGAUCAAUAAUGAGGAUUCAAUCACUACUCGGCGACAGUGUUGGCUCUGCUCCGAGCCGGCCGAGAAGUGGUAUGUCUCAUCGUCCAGGGUCAUCGUCUUCAUUAUCCCGGUCGGAUUCUUCUGAAUCACUGGGAGAGACGGAAGCCGAUGGGCCGAGCCAGUCGCAUAAUAGCAUCAGUUAUGAAGAUAACUUGUACUCUCAAGCGGCUUCGAGGUCCAUGACACCGUGAUGUCAGUUCCUUCCGUCCAAGCUUCGCAGGUCUUAAUGUCGCCAUUUUUGGCAUUGACGGAUUUUCAUUGUGUGUUUUGGGCUAGGGUUGUUUUUGAUCAGCAAACUCCGCUCGUGUAUGUCGCAUCGGAUCUGCCCCAUACACUCUCACCUACCUUGUCGUAUACGCUUUUGCAUUAGCGGAAAUCCUCUAGACGAUUUUCACGUUAUAUUCCUG
This is a messenger RNA of Cantharellus anzutake, 1393 nucleotides long. RefSeq lists its product as uncharacterized. The coding region runs from base 188 to 1177 and encodes 329 amino acids. The record is from RefSeq and is a predicted model, not a curated record. The transcript is spliced from 2 exons. NCBI's taxonomy places the organism in Eukaryota, Fungi, Basidiomycota, Agaricomycetes, Cantharellales, Hydnaceae.